CUUCACCUGACGAGCGGCACUAGCAGACUUCAGGAUUCAUUUUUGAGAUUGCAACUAUGGCGGGUCAAAUCCUUUUGCCCGUCCUGCUGAUGGCGAUGAUAGGAGCAGCGGUGUCUUUCACCACUCUCUAUCCCACUGGCGGCACCAACAGUGCCAGAUCGGACGAUGGAAGUUCUCCUGCCAUACGCCUGCAGCGUCCCUUCCUGUACUUCGGACGGUCUCACCGUCGAGUUUAUGUCAACCACAACGGACACCUGACCUUCACACGUCCGCUCAGCAUGUAUGUGCCUCGGAGGUUUCCAACCCAUUCCACCAGAGACAUCGUCGCACCUCUGUGGACAGAUUUGGACAACAGAUGGCGCGGUCGGAUCACCUACUGCCAAUACAACAGAGGCAGCGUCCUGCAGCGAGCUACCACUGACAUACGCCGCUACUUUCGUCGACCGACCUUUAAUGCUCAAAUGGUCUUUGUUGCCACCUGGUAUCAGGUGGCAUACUAUUCAAACACACCAACUAGAACGACUGUUCAAGCUGUGCUGAUCAGUGGCGGCCAACGCUCCUUCAUGCUCUUUAACUACGGAUACAUUGCAUCCACCUCACACUCCAUCCAGGCUGGAUACGACACCAACUCUUCCACUCACCACUUCACCAUCCCGGGUUCAUUCUCCAACCGAGCAUCAGGUCCGCACUCACUCAUCCGAUCAGGAAGCAACGUGAAUGUUCCUGGGCGAUGGGCCUUCCAGACAGACAAUGGACCAAGAGGCUGUACUUACAACGGCGUUGCUGUGCAGCUGGGUGAUUCAUUUUGGACCGACAGGACCUGUUCCCAAAAGUGUACUUGCACUGCGUCUGGCCUGCGGUGUCGGCACCAACCCUGCGCCUUUUCACAAAUCUGCCAACGGGAUGCUUUCCAAUACUCCUGUCAGACAGUGCGGCGGGGCUUUUGCACCAUCAGUGGAGAUCCUCACUAUGUCACGUUUGAUGGCAAGCUGUUCCACUUCCAGGGCACAUGCACUUAUGUUCUGUCCGAGCAGUGUGGCUCUGAUCUGCCCUACUACAGAGUAGAGGGCAAAAAUGAGCACAGAGGCAGCACUCGAGUUUCCUGGACCAGACUUGUCAAAGUCCAUGUCUAUGGCCAGGUUAUUGAGAUUGUGAGAGGUCAUCGUGGUCAGGCUAAGGUUAAUGGAGUCUUCGAAUCCACCCCUCUCUCUCUCAACAAUGGAUCCAUCCAGAUAUAUCAGUCAGGUUUCUCAGUCAUUGUCAGCACUAACUUUGGCCUGGAAGUGUCCUAUGAUGCAAAUCAUUACGUCAAGAUCGGCCUCCCAUACGCCUAUCAGAAUGCAACAUGCGGCCUUUGUGGAAACUUCAACCAGCGACGACAGGACGACUUCCGUACCCGCCAGGGCCAGAUAGUCACCUCUGAUGUGACUUUUGCGAACAGUUGGCGUGCACAAGGAGAUGACGAGGCAGGUUGUGGGAUCCGAUGUGCAGGCCUCGACUGCGCUUCCUGUCCUGUAAGCCGUUCUCAGUUAUACGGCAACGACAACCAAUGUGGUAUCCUUCGAAGCGCAUCAGGACCUUUUGCUGCGUGUCACCAGCAGCUAUCUCCCCAGUCCUUUAUGGAUAACUGCAUUUUCGACCUGUGCAUUGGGGAUGGCUAUCAGCCCAUUUUAUGCCAAGCAUUGAACGUUUAUGCCACUCAGUGUCAGCAGAUUGGAGUUCAGCUACCAAGUUGGAGAAGACGAGGCUUCUGUGAAAUUCCCUGCCCUGAAAACAGUCACUUUGAAUCUCAAGGCUCAGGAUGCCCCAAUACUUGUGCAAGUCCAAAUUCCACACACAACUGCCCUCUUCCUGCCCAGGAGAGCUGUGUUUGUGACGCUGGCUACAUCCUCAGUGGUGGUGCUUGUGUUCCUCAUCGAGAAUGUGGCUGCAGUUUUGUAGGCCACUACUACCGGAAUGACCAAACUGUCCUAGUCGGUGAAAACUGUGAGUGGCGCUGCAGAUGCAGUUAUGGUACCAUGAAUUGUCACCCACAUCGUUGUGGCCCACUUGAGUCAUGUUCCCUGGAGGAGGGAGAAAGAGCAUGCAGACCAAGAGGCUAUCAAACAUGCUGGAUAAGAGGUCCUGGAUCGUACCAAACAUUUGAUGGGCUGCCCUAUCAGUAUCCAGGCGCAUGUCGAUUGACUCUUUCCAAGGUGAUGGGAUUGUCCAGUCAUCCCCACUUCAUGGUGACAGCAGAAAAGGCACCCCGAGGUCAACAAGGCUUUUCAAGACUGUUGAAGUUUGAGGCAUUCGGCAAAAGCAUCGCAAUUGAAAUGUCUGGCACUUCUAGAGUCACGGUUGAUGGUCAGUUUGUCCGAUUACCAUUCAGCCUCCCCAACAGCAGAAUCCAGAUCUACCACAGCAGCGUACACAGUAUCAUUCUGCACACCUCCUUUGGUGUGACAGUGCAGACCGUCUGGCCUCACUUUGUGCGAAUUAAAGCUCCAGCUAUCUACAAUGGAACCCUUGGUGGACUCUGUGGAAACUUCAAUGGUCACCAGAGCGAUGAAUUCCGAACACCAAAUGGGAACCUGGUGAACAGUCCUGUGGAGUUUGGGGACAGUUGGCGUGAUGGCUCAUUGGCUGCUCACUGUGUAGACAAUGUUAACACAACACCAAAUCCAAAUUCCAAUACAAACUGCAGCAUCCUUGCCUCACCACAAGGCCCAUUCACACAAUGCUGGAGGUCCAUUGACCCAGUCCCGCAGGUGCAAACAUGUAGGGACAUUCUCCGCUCAUCUGCUGAUCCAGAAACAACUGUGUGUGAGGUUUUCAGAGAUUAUGUCCUAAUGUGCCAGCAAAGAGGGAUUGAUCUUGGACCCUGGAGGAAUGCAACCAACUGUGAACAAAUAUGCCCAGCCAACAGCCACUAUGAAUCCUGUGGAUCUUCCUGCCCUUCUGCCUGCCCCAGCCUGUCCUUCCCGUAUUCUUGUGACAAUGUGUGUCAAGAGGGUUGCCAGUGUGAUGAUGGCUUUGUCCUCAAUGGUGAUGAGUGCGUGCGACCCUCUUCGUGUGGCUGCUACCACCAAGGGUACUAUCGAGAAGGAGGUGAACAAUUCUGGGAUGGUGAGGAAUGUCAGCGUUCUUGUACCUGCGAUGGCACAACAGGAAUGGUCCACUGCACAAGCGCCUCCUGUGGGCCACAAGAGUCCUGUGGAGUGGUGGAUGGUCGAUAUGGCUGCCAUCCAAAUCCUCACGGUAUAUGCUCUGCCUCUGGUGACCCACACUACCGCACUUUUGAUGGCAAGCGUUACGAUUUCCAAGGAACGUGUCGCUAUGUUCUGGCAAAACCUAUCAACAUCACCCAGGGUCUUCACACAUUUUUGGUGGAGGCUAGAAAUGAACAAUGGCGCACACGUCCUGUGUCAAUCACAUCGGAUGUUUUUGUGACCGUGUGGGGUUUUGAAGUACAUAUUUCAAGAUCAAGGAGGGGUAUGGUUCAGGUCAACGGCGUCACCCAGAACAUGCCAAUACUGCUAAACAGUGGCAGAGUGUCCAUCUAUGCAAGUGGACGCCGUACAUUCAUUGACACUGACUUUGGACUAACGGUUACGUAUGAUGGAUGGACUACUGUGACCAUCUCUGUGCCUUCCAAUUACAGUGGCCAAAUGGGAGGACUCUGUGGAAACUUCAAUGGAAAUCCAAGGGAUGACUUCCAGAGUCCUUCAGGAAUGAGUGUCAGAAGUCCAUCUGAGUUUGGGACAUCCUGGAAAGUACCAAGCAAUGACACCUGUAGUGAUGGCUGUGGAUCCUCCUGUCCACGAUGCAACAAUGUGGCACCAGCUCAAGCCCAAUGUCAACUGAUUCGGGCGGCUGAUGGUCCAUUCAGCUUUUGCCAUGAGGAGGUGGACCCAACACCAUUCUUUAAUGACUGUGUGUUUGAUGUCUGCAUAUCUGGAAAUGAAGGUGGUGAUCAACUGUGCAGAGCCUUUGAGGCAUAUGUCAGUGCAUGCCAGUCUGCCAAUGUACGAGUUUACCCGUGGCGCCAGGACACCCCCUGCCGAAUGGACUGUCCCGCAAACAGCCAUUAUGAGCUCUGCGGUACGGACUGUGCCCACACCUGCGCCAGCAGUACUGAUGCCACCUGCACACAAGUUUGCUCAGAAGGCUGUUUCUGCAAUGAUGGCUUCCUGAAGAGCGGAAGAGACUGUGUUCCAGUUGAAAGAUGCGGUUGCCAGUACGAUGGAUUCUACUAUAAUGCUGGUGACACGUUUUGGACGAAUGGAUGCACUCAACACUGCGAGUGCCAUGCUCCAAAUGAUUUGCGCUGCUCACCUGAGUCAUGCACUCCUGCCCAAGAGUGUGCCAUCCAAGAUGGUGUUCUGGGCUGUUACGACUCAAUGGCUACUUGCAUCGUGUGGGGAGAUCCACACUACUUCUCCUUUGAUGGGGCUGUGUCUCAUUUCCAAGGCACUUGCUCAUAUGUCAUCUCUGAGAGUUUGAGCCACAGGAACAAUGAGACACAUUUCAAGAUUCUCGCCACAAACAAACAUCGUGGCAACAACCGUGUAUCAUUUGUUUCCACUGUUGAUGUUGUCUUGUCCAAUGGAGGAGAGAGUGCAAAUAUCAGUAUUAGAGCCAACAGACAUCUGAAGGUCAAUGACGUUGCUGUAAAUCCUCCCGUCACCGUGGGGAAUCUUGCCAGAGUCAUCAGACAGGGAAGAUACAUCGUAGUCGAUGCAGUUGACCUCAGAGUGCAAUUCGAUGGCCGCAGUACUUUGAUCGUUCGAGUUGGCCAAAACCAUAAAAACAGAGUCACAGGAAUGUGCGGUAACUUCAACGGUGUCACUGCAGACGACAAAGCGAUGCCCAAUGGAAAUCUUGCGGCAAACGACAAUGAAUUUGGAGACAGUUGGAAGGCUGCAACAAGUCUGCCAAGAUGCGGAUCUACUGACGACAGGAGUGGUGGCGGUCUAGAUGACUGCAAGUUCAUUGAGGAGUACUCACAGCUCUGCAGUGUCAUCACCAACACCACUGGUCCCUUCAGAGAUUGCCACAUUCACUCCAACCCUGCCGCGUUCUACAACGCCUGUGUCCAUGACCUGUGUCUCUACACUCCUGCCAACAAAAUGUUGUGUUCGGUUGUCUCCUCCUACGAAGCUGCUUGUUCAGUUUUAGGAUUGGAAAUCGAAGACUGGCGCACACCUUUGCUGUGUGAUGAGACUGAUCCUUGUGAGCACCUGGACUGCGCUGAGUUUGAAUGGUGUGGUGAGAAGGAUGGUGUCUAUGGCUGCCUCUGUGAUGAGGACCACCAUCGAGCCAGAAAUGAGUGCUACGAUUCGGAAAUCACAUGUGUCAGCAGUGCGGGAACCAUGUCUGUGUCUCGCUGUCAGCUGUUUGAAGCCGGCUUCCACUCCGGUUCCCUUCACCUCCACGAUGCCUCCUGCAACGGAACCAUCCAGGACGGACGACUGGUGUUCAACUACAACAAUGAUGAUCAAAUCUGCGGGACAGCUCUCAAGAGCAAUGGAACCCAUUUCAUCUAUGAGAACAUGAUACAAGCUGAUGUGGAUCCUCAUGCUUCUGUGAUCAGUCGUGAAAAGAGGAUCCGUCUUCCCUUCUGCUGUGAAUACCCGCUGAGCCAGGCCCUCUCCAUGUCAGUGGGCAUCAACCCAGUGGAGAGCGUGAUCAACAAGAAGCUUCCACGGGGCCAAGGACAGUACCGGGUCCGGAUGAUCCCUUACCGGGAUGCUACAUUCUGGAAUCCAGUCACCUCUGCGGAGAACGUUGAGAUGCAGAUCAACGAGAGACUUUUUGUUGAGGUGCGAACUGAAGGAGUGGAUGCACGCCAACUCACAACCGUUCUGGACUCAUGCUGGGCCACCCCGGUCAACCAGGCUGACUACCCCAUCCGCUGGGACCUCAUUGUAGACGAGUGUCCAAACACAGAAGAUGGUACCGUUGACCUGAUACAGAAUGGCCGCUCCAGCGCAGCAAGAUUUUCUUUCAGGAUUUUUACCUUCAACGAGGCUGAGUCCAUUUACCUGCACUGCCGAAUGCACCUGUGUCUUGUGAAAGAAGAAGACUGUGAAGCGCACUGCUAUCCCGGCCACCACAACAGAGUUAGAAGAGAAUUGCCUCGUGACAAUUCAGGCAUCUCACUUGGACCGCUCAAGACACGAUCUCGACGACAAGUUCUGAAGAGCAACGCUUCCAGUCACUUCAGCCCACUGGUGAUGCUGCUGGUGGCCACCAUGCUGGCUGUCAAAACCUUAAUGUGAUGUUGUGAACUUACUCACUCAAUAUCCUUGUCAAAAGAUGAUGUGUAAAAAAUAAGAACCUUAAUAAGCACUUUUAUAUGUCAAUUACUUUGUGUCGCUGUAGACUCUGGAUUGUGUUAUGAUGGGUUGGGCUGAAAAAGAAAUUGUCUGCAUUGUUGGGGUGCUUUUGUGUUCGAUAUCGAUACUUUUGGUGUAACUACAAUGCCAUAUGUUAGCCUCCAAGCGGGCCAUCUAUAUCAAGUCAAAAUCCUUUACUAAACAAAGAGACUCAAACAAUGAAGGAGAUCCAGAGUUCUGACUGUUAACUAUGUCUUAAACAUGUAGCUAUAGAGUUUUUCAUUCAUGUCAAAUGUAAAUCAGUGUCCUCUUGAGAGAAUAAAUGAAGAUUUAAACCAAGAA
Synchiropus splendidus (mandarinfish) is the source of this 6662-nucleotide messenger RNA. RefSeq names its product alpha-tectorin-like. The record is from RefSeq and is a predicted model, not a curated record. Gene Ontology annotation, biological process: cell-matrix adhesion. NCBI's taxonomy places the organism in Eukaryota, Metazoa, Chordata, Actinopteri, Syngnathiformes, Callionymidae. Gene Ontology annotation, molecular function: protein binding. The transcript is spliced from 25 exons. Bases 57 to 6263 code for a protein of 2068 amino acids.